Molecule: messenger RNA, 312 nt
Organism: Iphiclides podalirius (scarce swallowtail)
Lineage: Eukaryota; Metazoa; Arthropoda; Insecta; Lepidoptera; Papilionidae
Source: the annotation of a GenBank genome assembly
AUGCGGAACACGGAUAACGCAGCAAUGGCCACAAUCUGCCAAACAAUCGAAGAAAACUUACUACAACACAAAUGUGAACCAAACUGUCCGUGCAAGAAUCCACCGGUAUGUCCACCGGGGUGUCCCUGUAGGAAGGAGAGCAGACGUGCUUCGACUCGCCUUUUCUUCAACGCUCUGGGGAUCCUUGUGGCAGUCUUGGCGACUUAUAUGAUCGUCACAUCCGAUUCCAAGCUGUAUCUGGUGUUCUGGAUAAGCUACUCGAUCCUCAGGCGAAUGAUGGUGAAAAAUAAACGCGGCCAUGCUAAGGCUGCU